UUUCAGUUCAGUUUUGAACCAAACUCGGUCGAAUGCUCAACCCGGGUCAGGAACGAAGCUCAGGUUCUCACCGUUCUUGAAGAACUGAAACUUCUUAAAACCCUCUGAAUAUUUUUUACAAAUCAAAACUCAAAAAUGUUAAACCACACCUUAUCUCAGCCAUCAUCUACUUCAGGGUUUAGCAGCAUCUUAAACCCUAACCAUCUCCACACUAAACUAUCAUCUCACCUCCACUACUCUUUCUCCUUAAACCCUAAAAAAUCCAAAACCCCAUUUCCCAAUAAGCUCUCUGUCAAUAGAUCCCCACACUUUGAGCACUUUCACCAUCAAAACAACAAUUUCACUGCUACUAAAUCAUCUUUAUCUCCACCAGCUACUGGGUCAGCAUCACCAAGGUUCUUUGUCGGGCAUUCGAUAUACAAAGGGAAGGCUGCUCUUACUGUCGAGCCUCGGGCUCCCGAAUUCGCUCCUCUAGAUUCAGGUUCAUAUAAGUUGUCGAGAGAGGGGUGUGUGUUGCUUCAGUUUGCUCCGGCAGCUAGUGUUCGUCAAUAUGAUUGGAGUAGAAAGCAGGUGUUCUUAUUAUCGAUUACUGAAAUUGGAACUCUUAUGAGCCUUGGUGCUAAAGAUUCAUGUGAAUUUUUCCAUGACCCCUUUAAAGGAAAAAGCGAUGAAGGCAAGGUCAGGAAGGUGCUGAAAGUAGAGCCCCUUCCAGAUGGCUCUGGACACUUCUUUAAUCUCAGUGUUCAGAACAAGCUUGCAAACAUGGAUGAGAGCAUUUAUAUUCCAGUUACCAGGGCCGAGCUGACUGUUCUUGUAUCAGCAUUCAAUUUUCUCGUCCCGUACCUUCUUGGUUGGCACGCCUAUGCGGAUUCCAUUAAACCUGAUGACUUAACUCGGGGGAACAAUGCUAAUCCUAGAGCUGGAGCUGACUUUGAAUGGAGCAGAUAGUGGCGGAUGGUAUUCAGUUGUCUCUGGUAUAAUGGAAGAACCAGGUUCGCUUUGGUCCUUCUUGACUAACUUUUUGUAGCAACCCCUUCAAUCCUUCCUCGACAUUGUGUUUAGACUUGAAGUAAUGGGGAGCAAAUUUUCAAGAACCUUUAACAUGUAAUGCAAGCUAUAGUCUUUAAAUUAUUAGAUCUGGUCUAGUUUAUUCA
This is a messenger RNA of Daucus carota subsp. sativus, 1154 nucleotides long. RefSeq names its product single-stranded DNA-binding protein WHY1, chloroplastic. Gene Ontology annotation, biological process: defense response; regulation of DNA-templated transcription. The record is from RefSeq and is a predicted model, not a curated record. NCBI's taxonomy places the organism in Eukaryota, Viridiplantae, Streptophyta, Magnoliopsida, Apiales, Apiaceae. The transcript is spliced from 7 exons. Gene Ontology annotation, molecular function: single-stranded DNA binding. The coding region runs from base 136 to 948 and encodes 270 amino acids.